CCAAAAGGGGGAAAACUUGGUCAUUCCCAAAUUUAAUUUAGGGUUUUUCACUUUCAUUCAUAAAUCAAAAUAUUACAGAUCUGAUCUGUUGCUGUACAUCAACACUGUUCAGGUUCAAAACGAAUUGAGUGGUUGUUGUGGCUGAAUGGAGGAUGGGGAAGGGGAUCAAAAGACAAGGAGAGUGGUUUUCGUGACUGUAGGGACAACUUGUUUCGAUGCUCUUGUGAGAGCAGUGGAUUCUCAUAAUGUUAAACAAGACUUGUUUGCCAAAGGGUAUACCCACCUUAUCAUCCAAAUGGGUCGUGGAUCCUAUGUUCCUACCAAGUCUGAAGGAGAUGGUUCAUUGGCUGUAGACUACUUCACUUUUUCAUCCAGUAUUGCUGACCAUCUCAGAUCUGCUUCUCUUGUCAUUAGCCACGCAGGGUCAGGUAGCAUAUUUGAGACAUUGCGGCUCGGCAAACCUUUACUUGUAGUUGUAAAUGAAGAUUUGAUGGAUAACCAUCAAAGUGAGCUUGCAGAAGAACUUGCCAACAGAAAACAUUUGUAUUGUGCUAGUCCUCAAACAAUUCUUCAAACUAUUGCAGAUAUGGAUUUAAAUUCACUCCUCCCUUACUCUCCAGGUGAUGCUACACCAGUGGCCAAGCAUAUAAACAGAUUCCUGGGAUUUCCUGAUGAUUGAUUCAUAAAGGUUUUUUUUUGUCAAAUGUAGAGGGAUGAUAAGAUUUUUUUUGGGUUUAUGCUGUAUUGGGAUUAUCUAUAAGCAAAUAUAUGAUAUAAUAGUUUUGUUAGUA
Messenger RNA from Lotus japonicus, 791 nucleotides. RefSeq lists its product as uncharacterized. Gene Ontology annotation, cellular component: UDP-N-acetylglucosamine transferase complex; extrinsic component of endoplasmic reticulum membrane. The transcript has 3 exons. The record is from RefSeq and is a predicted model, not a curated record. Gene Ontology annotation, biological process: dolichol-linked oligosaccharide biosynthetic process. Bases 146 to 679 code for a protein of 177 amino acids. Gene Ontology annotation, molecular function: hexosyltransferase activity. Lineage: Eukaryota; Viridiplantae; Streptophyta; Magnoliopsida; Fabales; Fabaceae.